Messenger RNA from Haliotis rubra (blacklip abalone), 2175 nucleotides. RefSeq names its product coadhesin-like. NCBI's taxonomy places the organism in Eukaryota, Metazoa, Mollusca, Gastropoda, Lepetellida, Haliotidae. Gene Ontology annotation, molecular function: chitin binding. The transcript is spliced from 6 exons. The record is from RefSeq and is a predicted model, not a curated record. Bases 1273 to 2145 code for a protein of 290 amino acids.
CUCACAUCGCACCAAACUUCACGAUCAAACCCCACACCACCCCACAGCGGAUCAUACCUCACAAUCAUAACACACCAGACCAUACAACCACAUAACGCAAGCCACAACACCACAGAGGAUCACACCACCUCACAUCGCACCAAACUUCACAAUCACACCACACCAGACCACACACCACCCCACAGCGGAUCACAUCACCUCACAUCGCACCAAACUUCACGAACACACCACACCAGACCACACAACCACACACCGGAUCACACGCCAAGCCACACCAUAUCAUACAACCAUACAACGCCACAUCACACGACACCCCGCCACAUCACACCCCACUCCACAUACAAACUACAUUUCAGUACUGAGCCGCCUUGUCAGCCAUACGUUAAGAUGUAUCAUGUUCAGUAUAUGAAUGGUUUGAAGACACUUAGGCUUAGGGCGUGAAUUUGCCUUCAGGUUAUUGUCUUUGUUUUAGACUAAUUUAAAUAUCGCUGAUUUAGCAAACGUUCGCGAAACAAGAGUUCAAUAAUUUUUUAAGUCCUGAAAAUGCAAAAAUGCAUUAAGGUUUAUUAAGGCCAUUUAUUAAAGUAGAUAUGGAAUUCCGUGUGUGUCAAGAGGGUAAACAAAAAGAGAGUGCAUUUAUGGUAUUAUCCUCAUCACAAUAGAAUUACAUGCAAAUGAUAAGAAUACUUUUCUUCCAAUAUUUACGCUUCUGCAAUACACAAAAUUUAAAUAAAUAUAUGAACACACAAGUGACUGUGCCACAAAAUCAGAUUAGCCGUUAGGGACUGACCAUUAUAUAUUCAUGGGGUGUGGUAUAUCGAGUGUGUGUCUGGUGAAGAACAACGGUGUGUGUAAGUCGGGGUAAGGGUCGGGGGUGGCGGAGUGGUCUUGGAAAACAGAAACGGAAUAUAUAAAUAAUAUGAUAAUCACUCUCUAAAAGUCCUAAAUAAACCGUGCUAUGAAUAAGAAAAUUAACAUAUACGGUGUCCAAAGAAACAUAUUUUACCGCUAACAAUCCUUCCACCCACCCAAUAAUUUUUAAAAUGGUCUGUCCUAUUUAAUCAUCAGCUUUCUCAUCAGCUUGGUUCCAUUUCACCUAAUCGCUAUAUGACGUAUGAAAGGGGUGCCAAUUCAGACAACCUAAUCGGAUCCAGUCAGUACAGGUAUUACACAGUUUAGCAAUUAGAAUAGAUCUGUGAUGCUGGUAUAUAACAUGUCACCGUUGCCGCACUCUCUGCAGACGCAGCCGACGUCUCCGUUCAUACAGUCAACAUGAAUUUGAAAGUGUUCCUGGCGUUCCUGCUGAUAGUGGCUUGUGUAGCCGCCUACACAAAGAAAUGCCGCAAGACAUGUUCCAGUAGGACGAGGUAUACGACCAGCUGCAGCACCAGUCGUUGGAGUUGGAGCAGGCAUAGGUGCACCAGAUACAGGACCAGCUACUACACAUGUUUCGGCCCCUGUCCUAGAGUAAAUGGCGGCUGGUCGUCCUGGUCCAGCUACCAAGUGGUGGCUUCGUGCUCGGUGACGUGUGGCACUGGACGCCAGCACUACAAGAAGACCAGAUCAUGCACCAACCCAGCCCCAGCUAAUGGUGGAGCCCGCUGCUAUGGCUCAAGCGAAUAUACCUUUUCCUUCACCUGCAGCAAAUCUCCAUGCCCAGUCGAUGGUCAGUGGACUGAUUGGGAAGACUGGACACCAGUGACCGAGUGCCCCGUCCUGUGCGGUGGAGGCCAGACUAACUUCACGAGGUCACGCUCCUGCUCCACCCCCAUGCACGGGGGUAGAGACUGUGAGGGGGAAGCCACACAGAACAGGGAGAUGCACGAGUGCAACACAGAGCCAUGUGGGGACAGAUGCCGCGAUGCCAGUCCUACGUCUAUAGCUCACAGUGACCCCCACAAGUUCUACGAGUGCAGUGACAGUGUAGCCUACCUGAAGAAGUGUCCAGAUCACUCCACCUUCUACGCCAUUGGCGAGGUGUGUGUGGAGGACACCUGCAACUCGAGGGUCUUCUCAGUCGUCAUCCCAGCGACAGCAGGAAGUACCUCAUGUGUCUGUCAGGUGAAAGGAUCAUCGACAUGGUCUGUGCACCCGGCACCUUCUUCAAUGCGGAAACCAGGGUGUGUGAGUAAACCUCAAGAUUGAACCCCUGCGCUCAAUAAACACUUAAAUAUU